AACAAAAAAAAUGGCUGAUGCCGAGCAGCGCGAAGCAGCCACCGAAGAGGACACCCUCGGGGCCGAGAAUGAGUAUGGGCUGCAAGAUCUAGCGCGGCUUCCUCUUCUGGAACAAGUUCACCGCUUAUUCCACGCCAUCCAGCACAAGUAUCCCUACAAGGAGACCAAUGCAUGGAAGACUCUGCCACUGGAUCAGAAGAAGAAAAUGCUGAAUUACAUUCGCGACAAGCGGCAACGCAAGCAACAGAGCGAUGCGGAGUCCAAGAGCGAGGCAACUGCUGAUGACGACUCCAAGUCGGAGGACAAGGAGCCUCCAGUGGACCCUGCAAUGGCUGUCAAGUCCGAUCCGUAUCUUAAGAUGCUGCAGCAAAGGAGUUUACGUUCGGCUGGUCCCGUUGAGACUGGAGAAGAUGGAGCUGCUCUACCCAAGCACCCAAAUAGUGCCUACGUUGCGCCUGCGCAGGUGCCACAUUAUACCCAAGUCAAGCCCAAGUAUAAGCCGCGCUGGCAGGUCGCGGAAGGAGAGUUCUUUGAAGAAAUCUGCGUGUGUGGUGUGAAGCAUGAUACCGGCAAAAAAGGCAAGAAGGCGUCCUUGAUGCUGCACACUAUCAGCUCUAUGAUGAGCACGUUCGGUGACAGUACACAAUCCUGUGUGACGGCUGUGGAAGAAGUGCAGGCGCUGGUUGGGGAUCAUAUGAAGAAGGUUUUAGGCUCGGUGAACCCGGAGGUGCUGACAGCUUCGUCGUGUUUAAGGACACUAGUAGAAAUAUUCGAGGAAGAGGCAAUAUAUUACGGACGUUGGCGAGAAUUCCGCGGCGAGACGAAGCAUGAACAGAACGAACUGGAAGAUGUGGAGGAAGAAGAACUUGCAGAGGAGCUGGACCUCUUCGCUGUAUCGGAGACCGACGACGUGUUUAACGAGGCGUUUCUGGAGCGGAUACGCUUCGCCGACGAGCGGACAAAGAAGAUGGACUGGUCUAUCUACGACGUGUUUGCAAGAGGCCGCAAACUGAAUUUCAUGAACAACAAAGCGCAGCAAUUUCGCGAAUGGUUGGGUCUCGGAAAGAUCUCGCGCGCAUCGCUCGAGUUCCUCAACUUCGUUGCUUAUCACAACAUUGGCCGGUUAGUGGAGUUGGCAAUCAAGAAUCGGACAGGUGGAGAGCUGAAACAACUAGAGUCUCCUUUGCUGAAGGAUGACAUCGAGUCCGUGGCGUUGACAUUCCUCCCAGCUCCACCCCUCCCUAAGCUCAUCGACCGACCACCUGCCGCGAAAACUCGACGCGUUGGCGCUACUACAGCGAGCAGCAAGAGCGUCCGCGUGGAACCCCAUUCCAGGAUAGAUUCCGAGGCAAAAGCAUCCACAUCAACAGAGUCAAGCACGAAAACUGAAGCAGUAGGGACAGUCAAGCCAACGAUCGCACCUUCGAUCGUCAGUGCUAGACCUACGCGACUUAAAAGGCUGCGUUAAACCCCUGCAGUAGGACCUACCGAACAAUCCAUUCAAUGCCUUUUAGCAACCUCAACUAUGUUGCCUCAUGUGCACCUCUU
Phytophthora nicotianae INRA-310 is the source of this 1548-nucleotide messenger RNA. RefSeq lists its product as hypothetical. Gene Ontology annotation, biological process: transcription by RNA polymerase II. The coding region runs from base 11 to 1468 and encodes 485 amino acids. Lineage: Eukaryota; Oomycota; Peronosporomycetes; Peronosporales; Peronosporaceae. The transcript is spliced from 7 exons. The record is from RefSeq and is a predicted model, not a curated record.